UGCCAGCGGCGUGAGCUUCGGCCGCCAUUUUACAACAGCUCCACUCGCGCCGGACACAGGGAGCAGCGAGCACGCGUUCCCCGCCAGCCGACCCGGUCGGACAGGAUUCCUCGGCCGCAGCCCCGCGGGAAGAUCUCUGGAAACAUGGCUACAGAACAUGUUAAUGGAAAUGGUACUGAAGAGCCCAUGGAUACUACUUCUGCAGUUAUCCAUUCAGAAAAUUUUCAGACAUUGCUUGAUGCUGGUUUACCACAGAAAGUUGCUGAAAAACUAGAUGAAAUUUACGUUGCAGGGCUAGUUGCACAUAGUGAUUUAGAUGAAAGAGCUAUCGAAGCUUUAAAAGAGUUCAAUGAAGACGGCGCAUUGGCAGUACUUCAGCAAUUUAAAGACAGUGAUCUCUCUCAUGUUCAGAACAAAAGUGCCUUUUUAUGUGGAGUCAUGAAGACUUACAGGCAGAGAGAGAAACAAGGGACCAAAGUAGCGGACUCUAGUAAAGGACCAGAUGAGGCAAAGAUUAAGGCACUCUUGGAAAGAACAGGCUACACACUUGAUGUGACUACCGGACAGAGGAAGUAUGGGGGACCACCUCCAGAUUCUGUUUAUUCAGGUCAGCAGCCUUCUGUUGGCACUGAGAUAUUUGUGGGGAAGAUCCCCAGAGAUCUAUUUGAGGAUGAACUCGUUCCAUUAUUUGAGAAAGCUGGGCCUAUAUGGGAUCUUCGUUUAAUGAUGGAUCCACUCACUGGUCUCAACAGAGGUUAUGCGUUUGUCACUUUUUGUACAAAAGAAGCAGCACAAGAAGCUGUUAAACUGUAUAAUAAUCAUGAAAUUCGUUCCGGAAAGCACAUUGGUGUCUGCAUCUCAGUUGCCAACAAUAGGCUUUUCGUGGGCUCUAUUCCUAAGAGUAAAACCAAGGAACAGAUUCUUGAAGAAUUUAGUAAAGUAACAGAGGGUCUCACAGAUGUCAUUUUAUAUCACCAACCGGAUGAUAAGAAAAAAAACAGAGGCUUUUGCUUUCUGGAAUAUGAAGAUCACAAAACAGCUGCCCAGGCAAGGCGUAGGUUAAUGAGUGGUAAAGUCAAAGUCUGGGGAAAUGUUGGAACUGUUGAAUGGGCUGAUCCCAUAGAAGAUCCUGAUCCUGAAGUUAUGGCAAAGGUAAAAGUGCUGUUUGUACGCAACCUUGCCAAUACCGUAACAGAAGAAAUUUUAGAAAAGUCAUUUAGUCAGUUUGGGAAACUGGAACGAGUGAAGAAGCUAAAAGAUUAUGCUUUCAUUCAUUUUGAUGAGCGAGAUGGUGCUGUCAAGGCUAUGGAAGAAAUGAAUGGUAAAGACUUGGAGGGAGAAAAUAUUGAAAUUGUUUUUGCUAAGCCACCAGAUCAGAAGAGAAAAGAAAGGAAAGCUCAGAGGCAAGCAGCAAAGAAUCAAAUGUAUGAUGAUUACUACUAUUAUGGUCCACCUCAUAUGCCCCCCCCAACAAGAGGUCGAGGGCGUGGAGGUAGAGGUGGCUAUGGAUAUCCUCCAGAUUAUUAUGGAUAUGAAGAUUAUUAUGAUUAUUAUGGCUAUGAUUACCAUAACUAUCGUGGUGGAUAUGAAGAUCCAUACUAUGGUUAUGAAGAUUUUCAAGUUGGAGCUAGAGGAAGGGGUGGUAGAGGAGCAAGGGGUGCUGCUCCAUCCAGAGGUCGUGGGGCUGCUCCUCCCCGUGGUAGAGCCGGUUAUUCACAGAGAGGAGGCCCUGGAUCAGCAAGAGGCGUACGUGGUGCGAGAGGAGGUGCCCAACAACAAAGAGGCCGCGGGCAGGGAAAAGGGGUCGAGGCCGGUCCUGACCUGUUACAAUGAAGACUGACUUGCUAUGUUGGAUUACACCAGAAGCUUGCAGUGGAGUAAUGGUAAGGAAAAUCAAGCAACUUUAAAUAUCUCGGCUGUAUAGGAGCAUAUUCUAUUGCAGAAGACCUUCCUAUGAAGAUCAUGGAAUCAAAUACGGGACAUUGAACUAAUACUUGGACUUUGAUAUGAAUUUCUUUAACAAUUUUCUCUGCAGUGCAAGUUAUUAAACUAAAGCUACUCUAUUUUCCAAAUGUGUUCCAACAAAAAUCCUUCAUAACUUCUAGCAUGGUAUCUUAAUAAAGAAUAAAGUUCUUCUCUUUAAAAAAUCUGCUCUAAGUAGAUUUUUCCCCUCUUUUUAAUUAAGGAUCUCAGCAGUGGUAUUCUGAAAUAUUCUCUUAAAUUUGUUCAUUUAAAUUUUAUUGCAGUGAUAUAGAUGAAUGCCACUGUUGGUAUCCUUAAAUUUUAUUUCUGCUCACCAAGGUUAAUCAUGAUUGUCUAUAUCUUUUUUAUAGUAAUCACUUUUGAAUUGUGUUCAGAUGCAGUUUCAGGUGUAAUCAUCAGAGCUGGUUAGUCAGGCAUUCCAGAUAGUGGUUCUUUUCAGAACCUUUUUUAAAGGGUUGGUUAACUACCUCAGUAGCAGAGGAUUGAACUAUACCCUGUCUGUACUGUACAUAGAAAAAUCUUUGUAGAUAAAAGCAAGGCUUGUUAAAUAUGAUAUGAGGGUAAGAUUUUAAUAAACCAAAUGUAACAUUCUUAGUUGCCUUUAGUUUCAGAGGCUUGUAAGACUUCCUCAUGACCAUCAUAACAGGCCUUGCUUUUGUCGUAUUUUGUGGCUGAAAAAGCAGCCUUGCUUCUUCAGAUAUGUAGUUAUUUGGAUGUAUAAUAGUUUAGCAAGAUGUUACUUUUGUAAGACAUCAGAUGUUCAAAAAAGUGCAUCCGAACUUGUACUAAAUACUGCAGUGUCCCUUUAUAAAAAGUCAGACUAAAACUGACAGUUGUACAGCAAAGCCUGACAUUUGGAUAUUUUGAAGUUUUUUCAUAAAUCAUAGAAAUUAGUAUAUGGCUGUAGUUUAGCUUUUUAGGUAAAAGGUAUGUUUCAUUAGUGCAUUUGUUACUGCUGAUCACUAUAAAAAUGUGAAUCAGCUUUCCAUUUCUUAUGCAGGUCAUGAUAACUUAUAGAGUAGAGUACAAUCAUUUGUGCUAUGUUUUUAAUUUUCUAAAGCACCUUGAUGACAGUGAGUGUUCAGUGGUGAAGCAUCCUCUAUUGAAUCACCCUCAAAAGUUUUUUGCCAAGUCCUAAGUUGAUAGCUUAAAGUCGAAAGUGAAAUUAUAGUUUAAGUAGGACUUGGUCUAAAGAAAUACCUUCCCCUUCCCCAAAGGGAUACUGCAGUUAUAUCACAUAACCAAUAGGCACCACGAUGAAGAUCAGAGCUUAUACCUAAUUAAGGUUUUAUACACACCAGUUUCCCAGUAAAUGCAAAUUUAACAAGAAAAUUAGACAUGUCAUAUGUUCAAAAUGCUCAUGGCAAACAAUCAUUUUGCAUUCCUGCAAAUAAAAUUGUUUUAUACUGUAA
Arvicola amphibius (Eurasian water vole) is the source of this 3395-nucleotide messenger RNA. RefSeq names its product synaptotagmin binding cytoplasmic RNA interacting protein (gene Syncrip). NCBI's taxonomy places the organism in Eukaryota, Metazoa, Chordata, Mammalia, Rodentia, Cricetidae. Gene Ontology annotation, cellular component: ribonucleoprotein complex; nucleus; CRD-mediated mRNA stability complex. The transcript is spliced from 12 exons. Gene Ontology annotation, molecular function: mRNA 5'-UTR binding. The coding region runs from base 145 to 1833 and encodes 562 amino acids. The record is from RefSeq and is a predicted model, not a curated record. Gene Ontology annotation, biological process: CRD-mediated mRNA stabilization.